This is a messenger RNA of Saccharomyces kudriavzevii IFO 1802, 894 nucleotides long. It is a transcript of the gene GID10, whose product is annotated as Gid10p. The record is from RefSeq and is a predicted model, not a curated record. The coding region runs from base 1 to 894 and encodes 297 amino acids. Gene Ontology annotation, biological process: protein catabolic process in the vacuole; protein targeting to vacuole; proteasome-mediated ubiquitin-dependent protein catabolic process. The transcript has a single exon. NCBI's taxonomy places the organism in Eukaryota, Fungi, Ascomycota, Saccharomycetes, Saccharomycetales, Saccharomycetaceae. Gene Ontology annotation, cellular component: GID complex; extrinsic component of membrane.
AUGGCAUCGUUAAAUAACAUGGGAAGUAAACUCAUUUUACAAAAAGCGAAGGGAUAUGAUGGUACUGAAGAUGUAUUUACUUCUACCCAUGUCUGUCAACCAUCUGCAGUCGGUAUUCCCCAGACAGAUAUCUCUCCAUCCGGCCCUAGAGCAAAAGAAGAAGACAGUGACCUUUACGAAGAAGGAACCAAUUUACCGGACAAGAACGGCAGAUAUAUCUACAGGUCGAUUGAUAGACAUCUGGACUUCCUUAGGCCGGGUUUGAGGUUCGGUGGCUCACAACUGUCAAAAUAUACAUAUUAUACUGUGGAAGUGAAAAUAAAUACAGUAAAUCUGCCUUUCUCUAAAUACUCGCAAUCUUUGGACCCACAUGUUACAGGUACCUUCACUAUUCGAAAUUUGACACCAGUAUUGGACAAAGUUGUCACUUUUUUUGAGGGCUACGUCAUUACUUAUGACCAAUAUUCGUUGUGCUCCCUGCAUUGGCCCGCAGAAGAAACCUUAAGACCGUACGUGGCACAGAGAGAAAGUGAUAGCUCUCAUUGGGAGAGGUUCGGUCAUUUCAGUCCCGGCAAUUUGUCAUUCUAUGAAAGAAACUUCGGCCAAUUUAGUCGUGAAAGCACGGAAUUCAUGAACCAGCGAUACAUAUAUCUAAAAUGGAAGGAGAGAUUUUUAGUGGAUAACGAAGAUCAAGAAAAUCCGACCUCGAAAGACAUUUACCAUUUGGAAGGCGCAUCAUUUGAAGGAUUUUACUAUGUGUGUUUAGACCAAGUUACGGGCUCACUCGAAGGUUACUACUAUCAUCCUGCUUGUGAACUGUUUCAGAAACUCGAUCUGUUGCCAACUAAUUGCGAUGAUCUGAACACUCAUUCAAGUGGAUUUGAAAUUGCCUAA